Molecule: messenger RNA, 4113 nt
Organism: Cololabis saira (Pacific saury)
Lineage: Eukaryota; Metazoa; Chordata; Actinopteri; Beloniformes; Belonidae
Gene: zdhhc17
Product: zinc finger DHHC-type palmitoyltransferase 17
Exons: 17
Coding region: 13-1881 (622 amino acids)
Biological process (GO): protein palmitoylation
Cellular component (GO): Golgi membrane
Molecular function (GO): protein binding; palmitoyltransferase activity
Source: RefSeq, a predicted model, not a curated record
AGCAGCACCAAGAUGGCCGGCGCUAUGGAGGAGUAUGAGAAAGAAGCUGGCUGCGUCCCGAUCCUCCAUCCAGAGGAAAUUAAGCCCCAGACUCAUUACAAUCAUGGCUACAGUGAGACCGUCAGCCGUAAGAACCACGUGGACGACUACAGCACGUGGGACAUCGUCAAAGCCACGCAGUACGGCAUCUUCGAGCGCUGCAGGGAGCUGGUGGAGGCGGGCUUCGACGUCCGGCAGCCAGACAAAGAAAACGUAACGCUCCUCCAUUGGGCCGCCAUUAACAACAGGAUAGACCUGGUCAAGUAUUACAUAUCAAAGGGAGCCAUAGUGGACCAGCUCGGGGGAGACCUCAACUCCACACCUCUGCACUGGGCCACAAGGCAGGGCCAUCUAUCCAUGGUGGUGCAGCUCAUGAAAUAUGGCGCAGACCCGUCCCUGAUCGACGGCGAGGGCUGCAGCUGCGUUCACCUGGCCGCCCAGUUUGGACACACCUCCAUUGUGGCCUACCUUAUUGCAAAAGGGCAGGAUGUGGAUAUGAUGGAUCAGAACGGCAUGACCCCUCUGAUGUGGGCAGCUUACAGGACACACAGCGUGGAUCCCACCCGGCUGCUACUGACCUUCAACGUCUCCGUCAACCUGGGCGACAAGUACCACAAAAACACGGCGCUGCACUGGGCCGUGCUAGCAGGCAACACCACGGUCAUCAGCCUGCUGCUGGACGCCAACGCCAACGUAGAUGCUCAGAACAUAAAGGGGGAAACCCCGCUGGACCUGGCCAAGCAAAGGAAGAAUGUGUGGAUGAUCAAUCACUUACAGGAAGCCCGGCAGGCUAAAGGCUACGACAGCCCGUCCUACCUGAAAAGACUGAAGAUGGACAAGGAGUUUAGGCAGAAGGUGAUGCUGGGAACGCCGUUCGUGAUCAUCUGGCUGGUGGGUUUCAUCGCUAACCUGGACAUCGACUCGUGGCUGAUCAAAGGCCUCAUGUACGCCGGCGUCUGGGUCUCCGUGCAGUUCCUCUCCAAGGCUUUCUUCGACCACUCCAUGCACAGUGCCCUCCCUCUGGGAAUCUACCUGGCAACCAAGUUCUGGAUGUACACCACCUGGUUUUACUGGUUCUGGAACGAUCUCCCCUUCGCCACAGUCCACGUGCCCUUCCUGAUCACCACGCUGUUUCUGUUCUACAACUUUGGCAAAUCGUGGAAGUCGGAUCCUGGAAUUAUCAAGGCGUCAGAAGAGCAGAAGAAGAAGACCAUCGUGGAGCUGGCUGAGACGGGCAGCCUGGACCUGAGCAUAUUCUGCAGCACCUGCUUGAUACGGAAGCCCAUCCGGUCCAAACACUGCGCCGUGUGCAACCGCUGCAUCGCCAAGUUCGACCACCACUGCCCCUGGGUGGGCAACUGCGUGGGAAGUGGAAAUCACCGCUACUUCAUGGGCUACCUGUUCUUUCUGCUUUGCAUGAUCUGCUGGAUGAUUUACGGCUGCAUUUCCUACUGGAAGAUCCAUUGCGCCACCAGUUAUGCCAAGGACGGGUUCUGGCUGUAUCUGACCCAGAUCGCCUCCUGCUCGCCCUGGAUGUUCUGGAUGUUCCUCAACAGCAUCUUCCACUUCAUGUGGGUGGCCGUGCUCAUCAUGUGUCAGCUCUACCAGAUCGCUGCUUUGGGAAUCACCACCAACGAACGGAUGAACGCUCGGAGGUACAAGCACUUUAAAGUCACGGCCACGUCCAUCGAGAGCCCCUUCAACCACGGCUGCUUCAGGAACCUCAUCGACUUCUUCGAGAUCCGCUGCUGCGGGCUGAUCCGGCCCGUGGCCGUGGACUGGACCACGCAGUACACAAUAGAGUACGACCAGACGUCCGGCUCCGGCUACCAGCUGGUGUAGAGAGGAGAACAGGAGAGGGGCAGCCCCCCCCCCCCACACCCCCCCAGCCCCCAUCGGCCUUCAUAUCUGAGCUGCUCUUCCUGGGAGCGCUGCUUUUCUUUUCUUUCAUUUUGGAGUGGGAGGUGGCAAAGACUUUUUUUUUGGGGGGGGGGGGGGGGUUAAAGCAAGACAAGCAUGCAGUUACGGGGCGGCACCAUCACCCCCACCCCUGGGCCCCCUCACCACCACCACCUUUCUUACUAUCCUAGUUACUCGUAUCAUCAUCAUGCGUGUGGUCCUCUCCCCCCCCGACCCCGGCCCCCCUCCCGGCCCUCUUGGACGGUACGAGCUGCCAAACCCCCCCGGAGAGGAGAGGCCUGCGGACCACAGGAUUAGCCCUGCAGACGCCGCCAUGGCGCCCCCCGCCCCCCCCCCACACCUUAUUUAUGGUCGAUGUGCCCCGUACGUGUCGAUGUCCCAUCCGGAGCUGAUGUUUCUGUGAUAUAAACUGUGGUUAGAGGAGCAGAGGACCCCCCCUCUGCUCCUUAGUGCGAUAGGAAUAAGGGAAUGUCUUCUUUUCUUGAUUUUGCACCAUGAUGAACUCUGACGAGCCGGUGGAGACUUUGCCAAUGUUGCUGAACUUAUCAGAGGAAAAAAGUGCGCCGGGGUUGGCGGCCGGAGGGAAAUCCCACGAGAGUUUCCUCCGACUCCCAACCCCAGCGCAGAAUAUCCAACAGACAAUGUGAUACAGGUAUAUUUAUUUUAAAACUAUUUAUAGAUGAAGUAACUAUGUUCUAGCGACGUCAUUUUUCUGACAUUUCACACCAUUUUAGCUGAGUAGGUUUUAUGACGGGAACUAUUAAAGGAGUAGCCGUGUACCGGUGGAGCCCGGGAACUUUCCAUCAGCAGGUACCGCUGGGUGUGUUUGUUACCGGCAGGUAGGAAGCAGAAAAAACACCCCCCCCUCCCCGGGAAAGAGCCGUUUACUUACAGGAAGGCUUCAUUCCUCGUAUGUUCUUCUUCUCCAGAAGCUGUAAAGUCUUAUUCGUGUCGUGUCUUUUCGUCUGCCUCCGAUAUUGCACUGAUCAACUUUCUGUUUGUUGGUUUUAUUGUUGAUGUUUUUUGACUCGGCUGCCACUUGAGGAAGAGGGACGCCCCCCCGGCCCCCCCCCCCCCACGCCGCUCUCUCCUCCUGGACGGACUGAGAUGUAAAGAAUGUGCAUUUGUACAGAAACAGUUUUAUUUUUCUUUCUUCUUUUCAUCCGUGUUAGUUGAAGGUGCUCCUCUUCUUCUUCUUCUUCUUCUUCUUCUCUUUCUUUUUUAACGGAGAUUCCCUCCGAGGACGCGGGAGCGACUAGUCCACAUACGACUGUAGCUUUUAGUGACGUCCAACACUGCUGUCUAUAGGCAUUUCAGCCCCCCCCCCCCCCUCAUCCAUCCAUCCCUCUCCAGCAGAGAGACCGCUGCAUGUCUGGCCCGCUGCCGUCGCCAUGGCGACAGCCUAGCAAGCUCCUGUCUGUAAAUAGUGAACGUUAAGUAUUCCUAAGUACUUUCCUUCAUUAUGUUGGGUUCUCCUUAUCACAUGCAGUAAACGUAGGGGGGGGGCAGGCAGGCGGGGACACGUGUAAAAUAUUUGAAUGUUUCAUGCUUGUGGAUUCUGUUGUCGUUUCAAACGUGUUUGUUUUUCCUCUCUUUUGAACUGGGCGUGUCACGCGGCUGGCUUUGUUAUACCACUGGAUGUACAAAUUGUAAAUCAAAGACACUACAAAACCUGAAGCAAGACAGCCAUUCCCUUUCUUUUUUUACAUUUCUUUUUUCUAAAAGGUGAAAAUGUGAUCAUGCAAUAGAUGUACAGGGGAGAAGGGAGGAUUUCCGGGGGUCACGCCGCUGCCCGGGCAGAGAGCCCCCCCUAACCCCCCUCAACCACCACCACCCGCAACCAGAAACCAGUUUAGUUUUAGGGCAGAGUUGACGGCGCCAGGCUCAUCCAGGACCUGAGUUCACACCCUCAGAAAACACGUCAGUUCCACACUAGUUCUUCCAGCAGCCUGACAGGCUUUAGUCUGCCCCGUCCCCCGACCCCGACCCCUCACCGCGUGGGAGAAGGAAAGAAGAGGAAGAAACCCAAGCACAUGAUCAUCUCCAGUGCCUCUCUGCCCACCUCCAGACACCACUGUUAUCUCCGCUUCAGAUGUAAACAUAUGGGCAUGGUUCAGUUUUAAUGGCUUUAAUAAUAAAAUACAGUCAAAUGUG